This is a messenger RNA of Penicillium canescens, 2517 nucleotides long. RefSeq lists its product as uncharacterized. The record is from RefSeq and is a predicted model, not a curated record. Lineage: Eukaryota; Fungi; Ascomycota; Eurotiomycetes; Eurotiales; Aspergillaceae. Bases 1 to 2517 code for a protein of 838 amino acids. The transcript has 2 exons.
AUGCGGCCAUCCAGAUCGAACAUAUCGGAUUUCAUGUCCUUCGUGCCAGAUGCUGAUGAGACGAAAGCAGUGUUGUUUGUCGAAGUAUGUAUCGGUAAAUCUUAUAUUGAAUUACGGCUCACUAAUCUUGUGGAGUACGCGAGUAGUAUCAAUGAAGCUGUCGAUCAGUACUACGAGAACCCCAACAGACACUCACAACGGUCACAUCGGCCACCAUCAUCUAUGAACAAUUCCAUGACAGCCUCCACGACCGCCUGGGCCCAGUCUGGCGACUUGAACCACACCACAUCUCCCACAUCCCCCACCGAGCCCCCUUCAUAUGCUUUAGCCACAAGAAGCAUCUCUGUGUCGACCGGAAGCCAAACAAGCCCAAGGCCAUCUUUUGUGGCGACAAGUAGCAGUGUCUCCCGUCAUCCCCAUGAAAACGCCUUGAUCAGGGCCGCCAAGGUCCGCGCACAAGAUGAGUCCGAAAUGCAAAAGAUGCUCCACAGUGUUCAGCUCUCAUGCCGGAUUUACAACCCGGAGAUUGAACCUGAACACGAAACACAUUUGCUAUGUGAAUGUCCUGUUCACAUGUACUGGAAAAGAAGGCUUAAUCGCCUUGAUGUGCUUGAGAUGUGGUCCAAGGCCGUGGUCUAUCCAGGCGAAAAGCCAUAUCAUGAUUUCGCACACUUGCGCCUUUCCAACAACAACCCAUAUUCUAACAUCAUGACAUCCUAUUCACUCGCAGGUGCUUCAAUAUAUGGAAUCGCAAAGCCCAAUCCGGAAUUACAUGCCAAGUUUGUUCAACAAACCAUCGCUCUGGACUCGGCUCUCAACAAGAAGGCACAGGCAGCUGUUCAGCUUAUGGAGCCAUCUUUCAACAUUUGGGAGCUUGAGCAGCUAGAGUCCCUCGUAUCCAACAUGUCUCUCACCCGCCGCACAUCCGCUAAUGACGAGCUGAACAGCGAAAAAUCGUCUAAGCGUUCACGCUUCAGGAAGGCUCUCUCUGUCAGCAGCUCAGAUGAGCGAACUGCGUCCAAAAUAAAAAAGAAACUUGCUGGUUCUUUCCAGUUACGCAGCGAGAUCCUCAAGGAAGAACAAGGCCGGUGGCAAGAUGGGAUUGAUAGGCAAAUUGUCUCAACUUAUCAGGAACGAAUUGGAAUAGCUCGGGCGGUUUCUGAGAUUCGAAUGCAGAAGCCGAUUCAAUACCUGAAUCAUUUACGAGCGGGAUACUUUGAGCCGAUUCCGGUUGCUUGGCAAUCUCAGGCAUCGAAUCCUCUGAGAUUUACCAUUGAAGCCUCUGCGGGAUGGAGAGGUGUCACGCCUGCGUGGAGAGGGUACAAGGAUACCGCCGAAGAGCGACUAUACUGGGUUCUAAGUCACAGAUCUGGAUGCCAAAUCACAACAAAACCAGAUUUGAUUUCGGAGCUUGAGCUGGCACGGGAACGAAUAGCUUCGGCGGUGGAUUCUCACCCAAGGUAUCACUCUCCCGAUGAUAUUUGUCGCAAUCGAUAUCCCAGGGAAGGAUAUUCAAAACAGAUCACCCAGGAUUUCGAAACUACUUAUGAUAUCGGAUCGCCGACAGAUGAGACGAUGCUCUUGCUGGAUGUUCGCGGUUCCAUGGAUUUCAAUCCCUUGCGACCCAAUUACAACCAAUAUCUCAUCACGAGCUUGUUGAAGACAGACCAACCAAAGAGCAAAGACCUUGCAAAGGCCAUCCUACGGCGCUUCAUCGAAGCACUUGGGAAGCAUGAUAGUAACGGACUGGGGUAUCCAUUCGUAACAUUCAGCAGCCAAGCAAACUAUAUCAACUUAGUUAAUGGAUGGAACCUAAAUGAUGUUUGGAGGAAUGUCAGAUUCACAGGACGCAGCCGCGUCAUGGUAGGAUGGCAAAAGGUCAAGGAGAUGCAUUUCCAGAAGCAUUCUGAAACAGCAACAUUCCACCCAAUAUACGGGUGGCAAGCCGGUCCCCAAACGCCCAAGUUGCGUCUGAUUCUGAUACUUGGCGGCGAGGUCAAUGACAUGGACGAGUUCGAGCUGAGCCUCUUCGAUGUAUCCUGGGCCUCUAUCACCAUUCUUCUGAUGGGGGCUGACGGCUGUCUCCAUCAUCACCGGCAAGCCAGCAGAUUAAGACGUAUGGCCGAUUCGAAUCCACAUAUAUCUUUCAUUGAAGCUCAAGGGCUUGUCCCCGAACGGCUCGUCACGCAUGAGCUUCUUAAACACCACCUCGGCCAAGACUUUUCCAUGUCCGAGUUCGAAAACCUCGAACAACAAACGGCUGAACUUCCGUCGCCGUCAGAGCCUCGAGCACAGAGAACUCAAUCAGGUCAAAGUCAACUGGAGCAAUUACUCAUUGAACUACCCUCGGUUGAGGAAACCCGAAUUUGGCAAAGAGAUUAUCAACUGCCACAAACGCCAGGACUGUAUGAGCUAUCAGGCGUCCAAAGACCUACAGAAUUACCCGCAAACGACAGAUCGGUAGCGGUGCAGCACCCUCCUAGGCCAACCCGGCCAGCUCCUCACCACCGCAGCUAG